Messenger RNA from Pieris macdunnoughi, 333 nucleotides. Lineage: Eukaryota; Metazoa; Arthropoda; Insecta; Lepidoptera; Pieridae. The record is from the annotation of a GenBank genome assembly.
AUGAGAUUUUUAUUACUUCUAAGUUUUGUUCUAUUAGUGACUUUAUCGUCAUGUUUUGCUGGUGAUUUGAUACUCGGUACAAGCUACAAUGGAAGGCUGGUGUGGCAACAGAAAGCUGAAUAUAUGGCUAUACCGUUUAAGAAGAGGGUAAAAGAAAUCUUCUAUUCCGAUCCGGGACAACAAAUAAUAAAAGGAAUAAUAGCAAGAGACCUGGACCACUCCGAAGCUUUGGCCACCGUUACGGCGGGAGGAGUAGGAUCUUCAUUUGCUAACAUACGACUCAAGAGCGCCCGCGGUAGUAGCUUAAAUUAUCAAAUUGAAUUAUAUGUUUAA